AUGUCUCGACCCCGCAUUACAAGGCCUUCCAGAAUAGUCAGGAGGGAAGAUCUCAACAAAAAGAAAACCAGUCAGUUGAAGAAGACAUCCAAGCCAGUCAACAAAAAUGUGGCAUCAGUCAAGACAAUGAGUCCUGGAAAAUUAAAGCAACUAAUUCAAGAACGAGAUGUUAAGAAAAAAACAGAACCCAAACCACCCAUGCCAGUCAGAAGCCUUCUGACAAGAGCUGGAGCAGCACGAAUGAAUUUGGAGAGGACUGGGGUUCUUUGUCAGAACCCGGAGUCCUUAACUUGCAAUGGGUUUACAAUGACUCUCCGAAGUACCUCUCUUAGCAGGCGACUCUCCCAACCUCCAGUAGUCAUAGCCAAACCCAAGAAAGUUUCACCACCUAAGAAUUUAGAAAAGCAACGUGAGUGUGAUGAUAAGGUACUUACUAAUACAGGAGUAAAGCCCUCAGAGAAUGAUUCUGUCUCAACACAAGACCCCCUAGUCCCUCCUGACAUAGAGAAUCUAAUUGGCGUACAAAAUACAUCUUUAAUUAAUGGUGAGAGCCAAGGGACAACCCAGUCUUCAUCACAAAGAGUUGAAGAUUCUAAAAUAAAAUUUCCCACUCACAGCGGUUCCACAGCAGAGAUCCAUUCUGGGGCACUGGAAGGGACACAUGGCAGUGAAGGACUGUUCUCUAAAGAGACAUUGAAUGAUGUCAUUGAUUCCCCUAGAAUGUUUGCUCAGGACACUUCGUGUGCUCCUUUGCUCCAAAUCGCAGCCCCCAAGGUUACCUCUGAAGGAAACUCCAGCAUUCAGUUAGAAGAUUUAGGUUCACGAGUAGAAUCUCUUAAGCUAUCUGAUUCUUUCCUGGAUCCCAUCAAAAGUGAACAUGAUUGCUGCCCCACCUCCAGCUUUAAUAAGGUUGUACCUGAAUUGAACCUUAGAAAUUAUUUGUCCGUUGGUGGGUCAAUAUAUCCUACCUCAUUAUUAAAACUCGUCUUCGCAAGCUCAGAACAAGGAACCCUUGGUGCUAAACCAGAUCAUCUAGUGGUACUCAAAGCUACCCCACAUCAGCAGGAAGUUCCUGAUAAUACCCCUGUCUUAGGACAGGCCUUUAGUGCUGUCCCACAUCAAUGGAAAGUUCCUGGUGCUAAUCCACUUCAUGGAGAGGCUCUGGGUGAGACCUCAGACGCAUCAGACAUCUCUGGUGCUAUUUCAGUCCAAGGAGAGGUCUUUGGUGCUAUUCUAAAUCAACAAGCCCUUGGUAUGGGUGGUGGUACUGCCUCAGACCCACCUAUCUUUCUUCCUGCUCCUCUAAACCAAAUUGUUGCCUAUAAUACUCUCCCAGAAUGGCCUGAUCCCCAGAGCACUGUUUCAUAUGGGCUUGAGGUCCAGGGUACAAUGCAGAUUUUGUCUUUGGGCACAGGUCACACUCCUCAACCACCAUCAAAAUCAGACAUAAAUUCAGAACCUCUAGCAAUGGCUAUAAGCAAUAUACAAAAUGAGAAGCAAGUUCAUAUAAGCUUUCCACCAGCUAACCCUCAGGGCUUCACAUUAGCCCCUGGGAGAGGACUCUACCAUGCUCCACAAGGCAUUGCCCAACACUCCCUGGCUGGUCCCAGCAAAUUGGAAGGAGGGAUCUCCCAGAUCAAUACCCCAGUGGUGUCUAAGCCAGUGUCACUGGCCAGUACCUCCACUUCUUCCUACACAACUUUGCUACCUACUUUGGAAAAGAAGAAACGGAAGCGAUGUGGGGUCUGUGAGCCCUGCCAGCAGAAGGCCAACUGUGGUGAAUGUACUUACUGCAAGAACAGAAAGAACAGCCACCAAAUCUGUAAGAAGAGGAAAUGUGAGGAACUUAAAAAAAAACCACCCGCCAUUUUGCCUUUGGAGGUUAUAAAGGAAAACAAGAGGCCCCAGAGGGAAAAGAAGCCCAAAGUUUUAAAGGCAGAUUUUAACAACAAACCAGUAAAUGGCCUCAAGUCAGAAUCCAUGGACUACAGUAGAUGUGGUCAUGGGGAAGAAAAAAGAUUGGAAUUGAACCCUCAUCCCCUUGAAAAUGUAACUAAAAAUGAAGAAAGUAUGACAGGUAUUGAAGUGGAGAAAUGGACGCAAAACAAGAAAUCACAUUUAACUGAACAAGUCAAAGGAGAGGUCAAGACAAUUGUGACAGAAGCUGAAAAACUGAAAAACUCUGAAGAUGACAGGAACAAAGUCCUACUUACUGAACUCCUUGAACCUCAAAAAUUGUUUGCACAAACUGUAAGAAACGGCAUUAAAAAUGUACACUAUUUACCAUCUGAAACAAAUGUGUCUUUUAAAAAAUUCAACAUUGAAGAACUUGGCAAGGUGUUUGAAAAUAAUUCCUAUAAACUCCUGAAAGACCCUGCAAAGCAUAACAAUGCCAUGAGCUCUAAUGCUACUGAUGCAAGCUGCGAUCAUCUUAAGGGGAAAAGUAACGUUUUAGUCUUCCAGAAGCCUGGCUCUAACUGCAAGUCUUUUCCAGAUCCUGCAAACUUCAACUUAAAUAGUCAUAUUACUACACCCACUGAAAGUGAUCAACCAAAAUCUAUAGAAAAUAUACCAAGUAAAGAACCAAAACAUGGAUCUCCAGUUCAGCCCAGUCUUCUAUCCCUAAUGAAAGAUAGGAGACUAACACUGGAGCAAGUGGUUGCUAUAGAAGCUUUGACUCAGCUUUCAGAAGCCCCUUCAGAAAAUUCCUCACCAUCAAAGUCAGAGAAGGAUGAAGAAACAGAGCAGAGAACAGCUAGUUUGCUUAAUAGCUGUAAAGCCAUCCUCUAUUCUGUAAAGAAAGACCUCCAAGAACCAAAUUUGCAAGGGGAGCCUCAAAGCCUUCCUCACUGUCCAUCUUUGGAAAAGCAAAGUUCAUGCAACACAGUGGUGUUUAAUGGCCAAAAUAUCAUUUCCAAGUCACACAACAUCUCAGCUACUAACCAGGCUUCCACAAAACCACAGGAAUAUUCAAAAGUAAAAAAUACAGUAUCUCUUUUUACACCAAAUUCAAGUUCAUCUGAAAUUGACACCAAUAAAAAUGCUGCUCCAAGUAAAAUUAAUCUUGAUAGUUGCUCCAAGAAUUUGCAUCAGUUGCCACCAACAAGUAAUACAUUAGGGUCCUGUAACCAAUUAUUGGACAGCACUAAAAAGUUGGACUCAAAGGAUGAUUCAUUAUGUCAAGAUACAGUUCAUAGUAAAAUAGAGGAAGAUGUUGCAACACAGUUAACACAACUUGCAUCAAUAAUUAACUUCAAUUAUAUAAAACAAGACGAAAUAAAUGUUGAAAGUACACCAACAAACCCUGUUGCAUAUAAUGUGCAGCAAAAACACAGUCAGGAGAAGGGUACGAUACAGCAGAAACCACCUUCCAGUGUACAAAAUAAUCAUAGCUCAUCAUUAACAAAGCAAAAGAACACAACCCAGAAAAAGACGAAAUCUACCCCAUCAAGAGAUCGGCGGAAAAAGAAGCCUGCAGCCAUGAGUUGUCAAGAAAAUGACCAGAAAAAGCAGGAACAGUUGUCACAUGAAUAUAGUAAAUUACAUGACCUCUGGAUAGCAUCUAAAUUUCAAAGAUUUGGUCAAUUUGGUCCACAUCAUUUUCCUAUCCUGUUGGGAAAAAUUCCUCCUGUAACCAAAGUAUGGAAACCACUGACUCAAACAAGUUCAGCAUUAGAACACAAAAAAUUAUUUCCUCCAAUCACUCAGAUAAAAUUUGAACGAUAUUAUCCUGAAUUAGCACAGGAAAAAAUGAUGAAGGUUGAUCUGUUGGAUUCUCUCCCCAUAUCCCAGUUACAAACAGAAUCCAGUGGGCAGGCGUUUACAGAAAAAGUUUAUAAUUCUCAGGUACAGCCAACAGUGAAUGUCAAUCAGAAAGCUCAUCCUUUACUCCAACCUUCUUCUCCAACUAAUCAGUGUGCUAAUGUGAUGGCUAACAAUGACCAAAUACAGUUCCAGCUGGAUGUUAAAGACCAACUCAUGCAUCAGCAACAGCCAACAUUGCCUGGGAUCUCUCAUGAGACCCCCUCAUUGGACCCAGCACAAGUUCUCAGGAAUGUAAAUGUAGUAUGUUCCGGUGGAAUUACAGUGGUUUCUACCAAAAGCGAAGAGGACAUCUGUUUGUCGAGUGUUGGAUCAUCAGAAUUUUCCCCAGUAGACAACGCACAGAAAAGUUUUAAUAAUUAUGCCAUGAACUUUUUUACUAAUCCUACAAAAAACCUCGUGUCCACAACAAAAGAUUCUGAAUUGCCAACCUGUAACUGCCUUGAUCGAGUUAUACAAAAAGAAAAAGGCCCAUAUUAUACACACCUUGGGGCAGGACCAAGUGUUGCUGCUGUCAGGGAAAUCAUGGAGAAUAGGUAUGGGCAAAAAGGAAGCGCAGUAAGGAUAGAAAUAGUAGUGUAUACCGGAAAAGAAGGCAAAAGCUCUCAUGGGUGUCCAAUCGCUAAGUGGGUUUUAAGAAGAAGCAGUGAUGAAGAGAAAGUUCUUUGUUUGGUUCGGCAGCGUACAGGUCACCACUGCCCAACAGCCGUGAUGGUGGUGCUCAUCAUGGUAUGGGAUGGCAUUCCUCUUCCCAUGGCAGACAGAUUGUAUACGGAGCUUACCGAAAAUCUAAAGUCAUACAAUGGUCAUCCCACAGACCGAAGAUGCACUCUCAAUGAAAAUCGUACCUGUACAUGUCAAGGAAUUGAUCCAGAGACUUGUGGAGCUUCAUUCUCUUUUGGCUGUUCAUGGAGUAUGUAUUUCAAUGGCUGCAAAUUUGGUAGAAGCCCAAGCCCUAGAAGAUUUAGAAUUGAUCCAAGCUCUCCCCUGCAUGAAAAAAACCUUGAAGAGAAUUUACAGAGUUUGGCCACACAAUUAGCUCCAGUUUAUAAGCAGUAUGCUCCAGUUGCUUACCAGAACCAGGUAGAAUAUGAACAUGUUGCCCGAGAAUGUCGGCUUGGCAGCAAAGAAGGUCGUCCUUUCUCUGGAGUGACUGCUUGCCUAGACUUCUGUGCCCAUCCCCACAGGGACAUUCACAACAUGAAUAAUGGAAGCACUGUGGUUUGUACUUUAACACGAGAAGAUAAUCGCUCAUUGGGUGUUAUUCCUCAAGAUGAGCAGCUGCAUGUGCUGCCCCUUUAUAAACUUUCAGACACAGAUGAGUUUGGCUCAAGGGAAGGAAUGGAAGCCAAGGUCAAAUCUGGGGCCAUUGAGGUCCUCACACCUCGCUGCAAAAAAAGAACAUGUUUUACUCAGCCAGUUCCUCGUUCUGGGAAGAAAAGAGCAGCAAUGAUGACAGAGGUCCUCGCGAAUAAGAUAAGGGCUGUGGAGAAGAAAUUCAUCCCUCGAAUCAAGCGGAAGAAUAACUCGACACAUAACAGUAAGGCUUCAUCACUGUCGCUUUUAGGGAAUAAAACUGAGACCUUGCAACCUGAAAUAAAAAGUGAAACUGAACCCGAUUUUAUCUUCAAAGGUUCGGACAACACUAAAACCUACUCACUGACCCCAUCCAUUCCUCACCCAGUGAAAGAGGCAAACUUAUCCCCAGGCUUCUGGUCCCCUAAGACUGCUUCGACCACAACAUCUUUUAAGAGUGAUGCCUCACUUCUGUGUGGGUUUUCAGAAAGAAGUAGCAAUCCCCACUGCACAGUGCCUUCUGCGAGACACAGUGGUGCUAAUGCUGCUGCUGGGGAAUGCACUGGAAUUGCACAGCCUGGUGAAGUGAGUCCUCUCCCCACCUUGCCUACUCCCAUGUCAGAUUCCCUGGUUUAUUCUGAGCCUCCCAUUUGUCCAUCUGAGCAGCUAACUUCUAAUCAGCCAAAUCAGCAACUCCCACUCAUCACCUCUGCUCCUGAACUUGCUUCAUCUCUGGUGGAAGAAGAUGAGCAGCAUUCGGAAGCAGAUGAGCCUCCAUCAGAUGAUCCCCUAUCAGAUGACCCCCUGUCGCCCGCUGAGGAGAAACUGCCCCACAUUGAUGAGUAUUGGUCAGACAGUGAGCACAUCUUCUUGGAUGCAAAUGUUGGUGGCGUGGCAAUAGCACCUGCUCAUGGCUCUGUGUUAAUUGAGUGUGCCCGGCGAGAGCUUCAUGCUACGACUCCUGUCGAACACCCAAACCGAAAUCAUCCUACACGCCUCUCCCUGGUCUUCUACCAGCACAAAAACCUAAAUAAGCCCCAACAUGGUUUUGAACUAAACAAGAUUAAGUUUGAGGCUAAGGAAGCUAAGAAUAAGAAAACUAAGGCCUCAGAGCAGAAAGAUCUGGCAGCUAAUGAGGGUCCUAAACUAUCCCCUGAAAUUAAUGAAUUGAACCAAAUUCCUUCUCAUAGAGCAUUAACAUUAACCCAUGACAAUGUUGUCACUGUGUCCCCUUAUGCUCUCACACAUGUUGCAGGGCCCUAUAACCAUUGGGUCUGAAGGCUUUUCUCCCUUUCUUAAUGCCUUUGCUAGUGCAGUGUAUUUUUCCAAGGUGCUGUUAAAAGAAAGUCAUGUUGUUGUUUACUAUAUCUUCAUCUCACCCAUUUGAAGGCUGAAGUAAAACAAAAAACAAUAGGGUGGGUAUUUCUUAACUGUGACUAUAUUUUGACAAUUGG
Messenger RNA from Molossus molossus (Pallas's mastiff bat), 6572 nucleotides. It is a transcript of the gene TET1, whose product is annotated as tet methylcytosine dioxygenase 1. The transcript has 11 exons. Gene Ontology annotation, molecular function: zinc ion binding; DNA 5-methylcytosine dioxygenase activity; DNA binding. Bases 1 to 6396 code for a protein of 2131 amino acids. Lineage: Eukaryota; Metazoa; Chordata; Mammalia; Chiroptera; Molossidae. The record is from RefSeq and is a predicted model, not a curated record. Gene Ontology annotation, biological process: oxidative demethylation; positive regulation of transcription by RNA polymerase II. Gene Ontology annotation, cellular component: nucleus.